AUGGAGUGUGGGAAUGUCUCUGGUGAGGCGUCACUCCUCCCUGGACUUGUAGGAACUCACAGUGUACAGAGGCCAUUUGAAUGUGAAGAGUGUGGGAAAUCCUUUACGGAUUCCUCACAGCAGAGUCAACAUUUGCAAACUCACAGUGGAGACAGGCUCUAUGAAUGUAAUCAAUGUGGGAAAGCCUUUCGCCGCACCUCAAGGCUCACGAGACAUAAAACAGUCCACAGUGCAAAGAGGGCUUAUGAAUGUAAGAAGUGUGGGAACACUUUUAUGGAUUCCUCAGAACUGACUGCACAUAAAAGAAUCCAUAGCGGAGAGAAGCCUUAUGAAUGUAAGCAAUGUGGGAAAACCUGUAGACUGUCCUCACAGUGCAGGAGACACAUGCGGACCCACAGUGGAGAGAGGCCCUAUAAAUGUAAGAAAUGUGGGAAAGCCUUUGUUAAUGUCUCAGGCCUCAUAGUACAUAGAACAAUUCACAGCGGAGAGAAGCCUUACGAAUGUAAGCAAUGCGGGAAAGCCUUCAGAUUUUCCUCAGAGUGCAGGAGACACAUGGGAACCCACAGUGGAGAGAAGCCCUAUGAAUGUAAACAAUGUGGAAAAGCCUUUAGAAUAACCGCACAUCUUACAGCACAUAGAAUAAUCCACAGUGGAGAGAAGCCUUAUGAAUGUAAGGAGUGUGGGAAAGCCUUUAGCAGAAUCUCACACCUUAAAACACAUAGAAGAAUCCACAGUGCGGAGAGGCCCUAUAAAUGUAAGGAGUGUGGGAAAGGCUUUCUAACACCCUCAAGGCUUAGAACACAUACAAUAAUCCAUAGUGGAGAGAGGCCUUAUGAAUGUAAAGAAUGUGGAAAAGCCUUUAGAACAGCCGCACAUCUUACAGCACAUAGAAUAAGCCACAGUGGAGAGAAGCCCUAUGAAUGUUUAGAGUGUGGGAAAGCCUUUAGAACAACUUCACAACUUAGCAGACAUAAAAGAAUCCACUGUGGAGAGAGGCCCUAUGAAUGUACGGAGUGUGGGAAAGCCUUUAGAAGAACCUCACAUCUUACAGCACAUAGAAGAAUCCACAGUGGAGAGAGGCCCUAUGAAUGUACAGAGUGUGGGAAAGCCUUUAGUCAGGCCUCAAGCCUCACACAACAUAGAAGAAUCCACAGUGGCGAGAGGCCCUAUGAAUGUACACAGUGUGGGAAAGCCUUUAGUCAGGCUUCAAGCCUCACACAACAUAGAAGAAUCCACAGUGGAGAGAGGCCCUAUGAAUGUAAGGAUUGUGGAAAAGACUUUAGAAUAACCGCACAUCUUACAGCACAUAGAAUAAUCCACAGUGGAGAUAAGCCUUAG
Messenger RNA from Chrysochloris asiatica (Cape golden mole), 1338 nucleotides. RefSeq names its product zinc finger protein 420-like. Gene Ontology annotation, molecular function: RNA polymerase II cis-regulatory region sequence-specific DNA binding; DNA-binding transcription activator activity, RNA polymerase II-specific. The transcript is spliced from 2 exons. Gene Ontology annotation, biological process: regulation of transcription by RNA polymerase II. The record is from RefSeq and is a predicted model, not a curated record. Lineage: Eukaryota; Metazoa; Chordata; Mammalia; Afrosoricida; Chrysochloridae. Gene Ontology annotation, cellular component: nucleus. Bases 1 to 1338 code for a protein of 445 amino acids.